Messenger RNA from Ceratitis capitata (Mediterranean fruit fly), 3758 nucleotides. RefSeq names its product C3 and PZP-like alpha-2-macroglobulin domain-containing protein 8. The record is from RefSeq and is a predicted model, not a curated record. NCBI's taxonomy places the organism in Eukaryota, Metazoa, Arthropoda, Insecta, Diptera, Tephritidae. Gene Ontology annotation, molecular function: endopeptidase inhibitor activity. The coding region runs from base 104 to 3616 and encodes 1170 amino acids. The transcript has 8 exons. Gene Ontology annotation, cellular component: extracellular region.
GGAUGGAUUGAUUAAGGUGACCGUGCGUUCCAAAUACACCUACGGUAAAUCGGUGAAGGGCAAGGCAUCGGUAUCGAUUAAGCCGAUCUAUCAUUAUUAUGGCAUGUCCACUGACCCAGAAGCGAAUAAAACAAUUGAUGUUGAUGGCAAAGGACAUGUAGAGUUUGAUUUGGGCACAGAUCUGGGUAUAAGUAGUGAACGCACCUAUGUACCACCAUUGAAAGUGUUGGCCAUUAUGGAGGAAGAACUGACGGGUAAUACCUACAAUGCAACAGCCACGGUGAACUUACACGCUGAACGUUAUCGCAUAGAAGGUGUCAACGUACCAAACAAUUAUCAUCCCGGCAAACCGACACAAAUCACUGUUGUGGUGAAGAAUGUAGAUGGUUCACCGGUGCGUGAUAACAAAAACAAGGCAACAUUAUUUGUUUUCCCACCACGAGACUAUAUAUAUUCCAUGGAUGAUAGCCGGCGAAAUGAUACACAAAAGUCUGAUAUGGAAUUCGAAUCAAAUUUGGAUGAGCACGGCAUGGCCACAUUUGAGUUUACACUGCCCGAUGCUGACCGUUAUUACACCAUCAAAUGCAAUUUCUUAGAUACAACAACAUACCUAAGUUCUCUAUCGAAAUUUAUACCUGCCAUCGAUGGGCCUGAAUUGUUGAAAUUGUCGGUGAAGCCAGAGAAACCACGUCUUGGCAAGCCCGUUACCGUUGAGGUUAAGUCCAGCGAAGCUCUACCAUAUUUUGUCUACGCCAUCGUUGCGCGUGGCAACAUAGUGAAAGCUGAAUAUGUUGAUGUGCCUGAGGGCCGCAAAUCCCAGUCGAUUAAAUUCAUACCCACUUUCGAAAUGGUGCCACAGGCCAAGUUGUAUGUGCAUUAUGUUUUUGAUAACAAUUUGCGUUUUGAAGAGAAGACCAUUGAUUUCGAAAAGGAGUUCGAAAAUACGAUCGAUAUCAGCGCUCAACCGCAAGCGAAACCCGGCGAAGAGGUACAGCUACAGAUCAAAACAGAUCCCGAUUCAUUCGUCGGCUUACUUGGUGUCGAUCAGAGCGUAAUUUUGCUGAAACCAGGCAACGACAUUACCAAGGAUCAAGUAUUCAAUAGUUUAAGCAAUUACGAGGCCAGUACACCAUGGAUGCGGGGAUAUGGCCGCUAUCCCGGUCAACAAGCCGGAGUGGUAACAAUGACCAAUGCCAAUUAUCCCUACAAUGAUGUCAAAUUUCACUCCUAUUUCGCUAGUGGUUGGGGACAAGUUGCUGCUUUUUCCGCUUUGCCUGCGCCUGCUCCUCCAGGUGUUGCUUAUGACGUCGCUAUGAGGCCUACCUCCUUGGCCGAGCCGCAACCCCUCGUUCCACUAAGGGCUGCAGCACCGACUUUGAGAAAGAAUUUUAUUGAAAAUUGGAUUUUUAUGAAUCAAGAAAACACGGAAGGCAAUAACUUCACGCUGACAAAGAAGAUACCCGAUACCAUCACCUCUUGGGUUGUGACCGGCUUUUCAUUGAAUCCGAAAACCGGCAUUGCGUUAACUGCAGAUCCCACAAAGAUACAAGUCUUCCAGCCAUUCUUCGUCUCCACAAAUUUGCCUUAUUCCGUGAAGCGCGGAGAGGUUAUUGCCGUACCUGUUAUCAUCUUCAAUUAUAUGGACAAGGCGUUGGACGCCGAAGUUGUUAUGGAUAAUACAGAUAAGGAGUAUGACUUCACCGAAGCCACCAAUGAGAUUGAGGAGAAUCCUGUGGAUGAAAUUAAACGCGUGAAACGUGUUUCGAUUCCCUCAAAUACUGGUCGCAGUGUCUCCUUUAUGAUACGUCCCAAAAAAGUUGGACAAACCACAUUGAAAAUUACCGCCACAACGCCGUUGGCCGGUGAUGCUAUACACCAGAUGCUCAAAGUUGAGCCGGAGGGUGUAACGCAGUAUGAAAACCACGCUGUUUUCAUAAAUCUCAAAGACAAACCGGAAUAUAGCGAGAAAUUGAGCGUUGACGUGCCAGCCGAAGCUGUACCUGAUUCGGAGUAUAUUGAAUUUUCAGUUGUCGGUGAUUUGCUGGGACCCACGUUGAAGAAUCUCGAUAAACUGGUGCGCAUGCCUUAUGGUUGUGGUGAACAAAAUAUGGUCAAUUUUGUGCCGAAUAUUUUAGUUCUGCGUUAUUUGGAGGCCACUUCAAACGAUGCACCAACUGUCGUGGAGAAAGCAAAGAAAUAUCUCGAAAUUGGUUACCAACGUGAAUUGACGUACAAACACGAUGAUGGUUCUUACAGUGCAUUCGGCAAAUCCGACAGAUCGGGCAGUACUUGGCUCACUGCUUACGUGAUGCGUUCUUUCCACCAAGCAGCGAAAUAUACCGAUAUUGAUCCGAAAGUUAUUGUCGAAGGUUUGGACUUUUUGGCAUCGAAACAAGCGCCAAAUGGCAGUUUCCCCGAAUAUGGCAAACUCUUCGACUCGGCGCAUCAAAAUGAAAUGGGUCUGACAGCGUUCACAUUGCUGGCAUUCCUCGAGAACGUGGAGCAUGCAGCAAAGUACCAAGUGCAAAUCGACAAUGGCCUGAAAUAUUUGCUAGAAAAUAUCGAUCAAACAGAUGAUCAGUAUUCACUCUCAAUAGCCGUACUAGCUCUUCAACUAGCCAAGAAUCCUCAGGGAGCUGCCGACAAACUCCUAGCGAAGCUGCAAGCACUUGCUAAAGAAGAGAACAAUCGCAAGUGGUGGUCCAAAUCGAAUGAAACAACUCAAACUGAUGACAUCUGGCGUUGGCGUCCACGAAGCAACGAUGUAGAGAUCACUUCAUAUAUACUGCUGGCGAUACUCGAUAAAGAAGGUGCCGAAAAUGCUUUGCCCAUCAUCAAGUGGCUAAUCGCGCAACGAAACAGCAAUGGUGGAUUUUCCUCAACACAAGACACAGUGGUAGGCUUGCAAGCGCUCAUAAGUUUUGCUGAGAAAACCGGUUCGGGCAGUGGUGAGAUGGAUAUUGAAUUCGUAUCAAGUGGUGGCGAGGAUAAUAAGGGUAGCAUCAAGGUGAAUCCAGGAAACUCCUUGGUGUUGCAAACACAUGUCCUACCAAAAACAACACGCCAAGUCGAUUUCACCGCCAAGGGUACCGGCUUCUCUAUGGUGCAAUUGUCUUAUCGUUACAAUUUGGCGAACAAAGAUAAGAAGCCAAGUUUCCAGGUGAAAACAAACAUCAAGAGUGAUAAGCCCACUUUGGUUCUCGAAGUGUGCGCCGAAUUUGUGCCAGUCGAAGCUGAUGAGGAGAAGAAAGAAUCCAAUAUGGCUGUGAUGGAGGUAGCACUACCAUCAGGAUAUAUAGCCGACGACGAUAGUUUUGGAGAUAUUGAAGCGGUGGACCGUGUUAAGCGCACCGAAACGAAGAAUUCUGAUUCGACUGUGAUUGUCUACUUCGAUGGCCUGGUACCCGGCGAUGCCAAAUGCAUACCCGUUAAGGCCUCCAAAGCACAUGCGGUGGCCAAGCAAAAGCCCGUGCCUGUGACUGUCUAUGAUUACUAUGAUACUAACCAACGUGCCACCGAAUAUUACCAAGUGCAGACGUCACUCUGUGAUAUUUGUGAGGGUGAUGAUUGCGGUGCGUCAUGUCAAAAAAUGAAGGAAACUCAAAACCAAGCAUAAUCUUCAUACUCGUAUUGAAUUCUUAUUGUAAAUAAUUAUAGAUUGGUUUGCAUAUUCAUAGUUUGGAUAUUUCUAUACAUUUGUAUGUGCUGAAAAGAGAUUUUAUAUAAAUAAAUUUUGUAGGAAAUUUCAUCACAAAAGA